Messenger RNA from Penicillium riverlandense, 1119 nucleotides. Its product is annotated as checkpoint protein HUS1 family protein. Gene Ontology annotation, biological process: mitotic DNA replication checkpoint signaling; meiotic DNA integrity checkpoint signaling; mitotic intra-S DNA damage checkpoint signaling. The record is from RefSeq and is a predicted model, not a curated record. The coding region runs from base 1 to 1119 and encodes 372 amino acids. The transcript is spliced from 5 exons. Lineage: Eukaryota; Fungi; Ascomycota; Eurotiomycetes; Eurotiales; Aspergillaceae. Gene Ontology annotation, cellular component: checkpoint clamp complex; site of double-strand break; nucleolus.
AUGCGCUUUCGAACGCAACUGGUCAACCCACUGACCUUCUCCAAAUUGACCGCGUCCCUCGCAUCCUUGGGCAAGGUAUGCUGGAUGCGCCUGGAAUACGAUGUGAUCCGCUUCACCAUCAUCCCGGACCAAGGCACCCAAGUAUGGGCCCAGAUCCCGAUCGAUACCAUCUUCGAUGAAACGACCUACGAGCUCGAGUCCAACUCGGGCGCCAUCAACAUCGAAAUCAACGUCAGCGUGCUGCACCGCGCCCUCCGGUCCGCAGUUGGCUCAACCUCAGCGCAGUUCCGACUAACCAAAAAGGGCAAAACACCGCUCCUGGCACUCACGGUGCUGACCACCCAGUUCACGCCGGGGAACAUGACGCUCAGCACAACGGAGGGCGCCCCAGAAGAAGCCCAGCAACUCCCAACGACAACAAAUCGAGAUGUCGUCGGAGACAUGGGCGCCCGAGAGCGCGAGGUCUGGAUCACGCAGGAGGUCCCGAUCAAGAUCCUCCACGAGGCCGUUGUAGACGGUCUCCAUGAACCGCACUGCCCCGAUCCAGACGUGCACAUCAUCCUGCCGAGUCUGCAGCAACUCAAGAGUGUCUCGGAUCGGUUUACCAAGCUGGCUGCCUCAGACAGUAAGAAUACGCGCCCGAGCGUGCUGGCACCGGACGCGCCGGGGAUGAGCGCGGCAUCGUUCAGCGAGAAUAGGGGUAGUGGUGGCUCAGGUGGCACGGCGCUGUCGACAAACAGCUCCCCCAAGCUGGAACUGUCUGCCAAUAUGCACGGCAAACUAAAGCUAUCCAUUGUAACAGAUGAGCUGCGUCUUUCGAGUGUCUGGUCUGGGCUCGUGAACCCAGAGCUGGAUCCUGCGCAGAUGUCGCAGACGGAGUACUCGCAGCUGCCCAGUGAGCGGAAUCGCGCGGCUAAAGAUGAUGGCGAGUCUGGGUGGGCGACUGUCCGGAUUGAUGGCCGCGACUGGGGACGUGUGCUGAGUGUCGGAAGACUCAGUCCCAAGGUGGUGGCUUGCUUUAUUAAUGAGAUGGCGCUGGUUCUCUACGUUUAUCUACCCGGGAGACGCAACCGCGAAGAUUCUUGCCUGACCUACUAUAUCAACUCUUUUGCACUGUGA